Messenger RNA from Funneliformis geosporum, 684 nucleotides. The record is from the annotation of a GenBank genome assembly. Lineage: Eukaryota; Fungi; Glomeromycota; Glomeromycetes; Glomerales; Glomeraceae.
AUGCAAAAAAUUGCACCAAACUUAUCCGCAUUGAUUGGAGAAGUUGUUGCUGCCAGGCUGAUUGCUCAUGCCGGAAGCUUAACGAAUCUUUCGAAAUAUCCUGCUUCAACUGUGCAGAUCCUUGGUGCAGAAAAGCUUUUUUUAGAUAAACCGACGUCCAAGUACGGUAUAGCACUGAAAAACCAAGUUGAAGAGAGAUUAGGAUUUUACGAACAUGGCACAGCGGUUUCAAAGAAUAUGGAAGUGAUUAAUAAAGUGAUUAAAGAGCUUAAAGAAGAAGAAGUGGAAGAAGAAUCAACGAGAAAGCGUAAAACUUCACCAGGAUUACCGAUAACACCGUCAAAGAAACAUAAAAAUUCGAAAUCAAAUGAGAGUUCCGAACCAGAUAAAGAGACUGAUAUAUCAAAAUCACCUAUAAAAAAGAAAAAGAAGAAGGUCGGGAUUGAAAAGAAUGACGAUAUGACACCGAAAUCUGGUAAGAAAAGUGAGGAGGAGACGCCUUUCAAAGGUACACCAGACAGUCGGACACCAAUCAAAGGUUCUUUAGAAAUAAGAAGGAAGAAGAAAGAAAAGAAAGGUUCAGAAAGUCCUACUCAAGUUACUGACAAGAAAAAGGAAAAGAAAAGCAAAGAAUCACCAAAAAAGAAUAAGCAUUCAAUUGAUGUUGAAUCACCCAAUAAUUAG